This is a messenger RNA of Ochlerotatus camptorhynchus, 1788 nucleotides long. RefSeq lists its product as uncharacterized. The transcript is spliced from 8 exons. Gene Ontology annotation, biological process: heart development; skeletal muscle tissue development; striated muscle cell differentiation. Gene Ontology annotation, molecular function: cAMP binding. Lineage: Eukaryota; Metazoa; Arthropoda; Insecta; Diptera; Culicidae. The record is from RefSeq and is a predicted model, not a curated record. Gene Ontology annotation, cellular component: sarcolemma. Bases 1 to 1059 code for a protein of 352 amino acids.
AUGGCCCGCCACAACAAGGCCGUCAAGUACCGUGACCAACUAUACCUGGUUCACCUUGAGAAGAACUCAACAACUUUUAUGGACCUCCAGGACAUCCGCGUCCUAUUCAACAUAUUGGUGAAGUGGGAGCGGUACAAGCCGGUCAGUCAUGGAGUCACCCAAUGCUCGAACUGCCUGCUGUUCGGACUCGAUGAAGCCAAUCCCAUUUGCGCCAACUGCGGUGCGGAUCACAAAGCUACAAGCAAGGCCUGCCCGAAGCGCACCGAGUACUUCGAGAUCCGGAAGAAAGCAUCGACGAGGAACCAGCCUGGCCGCAAGAAAGUGCCGGAAAUUAAUGACCAGAACUUCCCACCGAUACCUCGACGACCGAUUACAGUGCUGCCACCGCUGACUCGAGUCUACGUGGCUCUAUUCAAACCCCUCCGGGUGUCGCGUCAUCAGUUCAAGAAGGUGCUCAACUGCAUGAAGCUGGUCCGGUCGCUCAAGUACCAGGAGAUCUACGCCCAGGAGAAGGUCACCAAGGUGGACAGCCUUUCGUUGGUCCUGUCGGGGAAGUUGGUGGUUUCCCAGAAUCAAAAGGCGCUGCACAUAGUCUUUCCGCACCAGUUCCUGGAUUCACCCGAGUGGUUCGGAGUGUCUACGGAUGACUACUUCCAGGUGUCAAUUAUGGCCAUGGAAGAGUCCCGGGUCCUGAUCUGGCACCGGGACAAGCUGAAACUGUCAAUUAUGGCGGAACCGUUCCUGCAGGCGGUGUUCGAUCACAUCCUCGGCCGGGACGUCGUCAAGAAGCUGAUGCAGGUGACGCAGGUCAGCGAAACGAUGGCCCAGAGCAAUGGGUACAUCUCGUCCGGCUACGGCGAAGAUGCCGAGGACAAACCGAUGCUGGUGAUGAAGAACAGCAAAUCCAGCGACAACGGAGGCCACGGCCUAACGGCGCUCAUCAACCGGCAGCUGCAGGCCCUGCCUAGGAUAUCCAAAUAUUACUACUGUGCAGCAGCGGACCCGAACGCGUGGCGCCUCGGCCGGAUCGACGAAGCGGACCACGAGACGGCCGUCUAAUAUUAGGCCUGGCGGUGUGCCCCCUACUACCAAGUGGAUCCACUCCGGAGCAUCAUUCCGCUGGACGUGGAUUGGACGCGGCUGGAGGAGCAGAACGGCGGCAACUGAAAAGAGUCGAUUUCGUUCCGACAGGGCGGACACACCGGAACCAGGUUUAGGUCUGAGAAUAAAACAAUAGGAUAUAGUUUGUAAUGUUGCUGCAAAGUUGCGUUUAUUUUUCACACUUAGAUAGUAGAGUAAAGUUCGAAAAAGCUGUGCUUUUAAAUUGAGAAUAGGAUGUAGUUUCGGAAUAUUGGUGCACCGACGAGCGCAACUUACUCACAGUGAAUGUCAGCUUAGUUUCAGCGUUCUGUGUUGUACGGAGGUUUAAUGAUGUGCAAAACAAAUAACUUGGUCCUACUUGAAUGUGAAAGCCUUACUAAAUAGUGAUUUUGAGUUUAACAUAAAAUCUGCUCCGAUCUAUUUAUUGCUUUUCGUCUGCACCUAGAUGGGAAGAUACACCUAGUAAUUUAACAAAUUUCAAUCUAACCAGAAAUGAAGCUGUUGUUUCUCAAUCAAAGGACAUUUAGAACGAAACAAAAACAUGUAAAUAACUGAAUUGCAAAAAAUCAAUUAGAGCAACAAAUUGAAACCAAAAAAUAAAAACAGAACCCCUAUAGGAUAUUGUUGAAGCAGUAAAACAAAAAUAAAAACUCUUGAUGUUUGAGGUUAUUGUGUACAAUACAAACA